AUGUGCUUACAUACUCAUUGUAGGGGAUUGGAAGAGCCUGGAAAGAAGAUAACUCAUCAGUACAAAUUGAAGAUGGCAGAAGGACUCGCAAUUCUCGCCGUAGAUUUAGUACUUCCUGAAGUAAUUAAAUCCAUGCGUCAACAACACAACACACAUGUAACCAAUGGACUGAACCGUAUGGUAAAAGUCGAAAUAAAACAUAUGGGAAGAGAGCACAACAUACUUCGUGUUGAACCAGGAAAAACACGAAACGUUCCCACAGAACAUGGCAAAGUAACAAUAAGUGUGUAUGACGCUCCAACAGAUAAAAAACCAUACGAAAGCAUGACUUUACAAUCCGACCAGAGUGUUUGUAUUGAAAAGAAUGCAGAGGGAAAGCCACAGAUUAGAUGUGUAAAGUACGGUACUCUUACUCAAUGUAUUGGUGAUGCAGAUAAUUUUAAAUAGGCAUAAAUGUACAGCAACAAUUUAAAGUCUUUUAUAUAAUUUUCAAUGUUUUGUAUUCGUUUGCAUGAUGUCAUAUUACGACGUACCGACCAGAAAACUUCACAAAGAUGCAACUGAUUAUGUGCAAGACUUCCUAAAAAUGUUUCGAAAUAUGUUAAUGAAUCCAUUCGUAAUCUAAAGCUACGAGAAAAGCACAUAACAUACGCUCG
Ruditapes philippinarum (Manila clam) is the source of this 656-nucleotide messenger RNA. RefSeq lists its product as uncharacterized. The coding region runs from base 1 to 447 and encodes 148 amino acids. The record is from RefSeq and is a predicted model, not a curated record. The transcript has 2 exons. NCBI's taxonomy places the organism in Eukaryota, Metazoa, Mollusca, Bivalvia, Venerida, Veneridae.